AUGUCCGCCUUCUGCCUCGACCUGCACUCGGCGCCGUCGAGCGCCUCCACGCUUUCAGCACCACGGGAGCUGGACAGCGACCGCAUGGAGCCCUCGCUGGACUCCAGCCUGCAGGGCCCUCCUCCAGAAUCGGGAGGGCUCGAGGCUCCUUCGCUGCUGCGCGCGCCCGCGGGAGGCCUGGGCACGGCGCUCGAGGAGGAGCUGGCCAUGCUCACAUGCGAACGCGAGUGCGAGCAGGAGGAGGACGCGGCGGAGCUGUCCGCCGCCGAGGCGCCGCUGGAGCAAGACGUCGACCUGCUGGCGCUCUUCCGACAAAAAGAGAGGGACUUGGUCCUGGCUGCUAAACUCGGCAAAGCACUACUUGAACGAAACCAAGACCUCACCAAGCAAUAUGAGAAAAUGAACAAGGACCUGAACGAGAAGCUAGAGCACCUGGAGCAGGAGAAGCAUGAGCUGCGGCGGCGAUUGGAGAGCCGUGAGGGUGAGUGGGAGGGCCGCGUAGCGGAGCUGGAGACAGAUGUACAGCAGCUGCAGGGCGAGCUAGAGAGGCACCAGAUGCAGCUGCGCGAGGCCGACCGGGACAAGACCCGCGCCAUCACAGAGCUGUCGGAACAGAACCACCGUCUGCUGGAGCAGCUCAGCAGAGCUGCUGAAGUGGAGAGACAGCUGUCCACUCAGGUCCACUCUUUGCGGGAUGAUUUCAGAGAGAAGAGCCUCUCCACGAACCAGCACAUGACACGUCUCGAGAGCCUACAGGCAGAGCAAGGGCUAGAAAUAAAGAUGCUGUCGGAGCGUAAGCGGGAACUGGAGCGACGCGUGACCGCCGUGCUGGAGGAAAACGAGCAUCUGCAGCACACCGUGGACAGCCUGAAAGAGCGCACGCUCAUGCUGGAGAAGCAGUGCCACGAGAAGGACUUACAGCUGCGGCAGAGCCAGUUGGAGCUGCAGGAGGUGCGUGUCUCUCACCGGCAGCUGAGCACACGGCUGGAGGAGCUGAGCGAGGAGAGGAGCCUCCAAAGCUUCAGCCCCAGUAGCCACUCACUACUGUGUGAGAUAGAACAGAGCAUGGAGCAGGAGGAGCUGGAGCAGGAGAGAGAGCAGUUGCGGCUGCAGCUGUGGGAGGCGUACUGCCAGGUGCGCUCCAUCUGCUCUCAGCUGAGAGGAAAUGACAUCACAGACUCUGCCUUGUCCACGGAUUCCUCAAUGGACGAGUCUUCAGAGACAUCGUCCGCUAAAGACGUGCCUACGGGCAGCCUGCAGUCCAGCCUGCUGGAGCUGCGGAGACUGACGCAAAACUUACUGGACGGCAACGAGUCCACGGGUUCACGGCGCAGUGAUGAGGAGGUGCUGGAGGAGCAGGUGAGGAAGCUGGGCGAGGAGCUGAGAGAAGUGCGAGAGCUUUACGAACAGGAACAGGAAAGAGUGCGCAGCGCACAGGAAGAGGUGCUGCAGCUCCAUAAUCAGAUUGCGCUGCUCUCAUUAGAAGUAUGUUCGUCUCGGGAGGAGAACGAGAGAUUACGAGCCAUGUCGGAGGUUCGAGAACCCAGUGAACAACUGCAGAGCGCCAUCCGAGACCGAGACGACGCAAUCACCAAGAAAAAAGCAGUGGAGAUGGAGCUGGCUAAGUGUAAGAUAGACAUUAUGUCUCUGAACAGUCAGCUCCUGGACGCUAUCCAGCAGAAGCUCAACUUGUCGCAGCAGCUAGAAGCCUGGCAGGAUGAUAUGCACAGAGUGAUAGAUCAGCAGUUGAUGGAUAAGCAUCAGGAGGAAUGGAGGGACUCUCCGUACUCUUUCUCCGGGGCCAACACGGGCUCCCGCACCCACUCGGGACCCCCUUCCAGGAGACCCCACCGCCUCUCUGAUGGCGACAAGCGCCUCUUCUCAUUUUUCAAGAAGAACUGAGUCUGUGUAGAGAGAAAGAAGUAACGUUAAAGACAAGCAUCGAAUUUACGUGAUUCAAAUGUACAUAAUUUCCGCAUGAAUUAAAUGUACAGCUUGCUUACUGCCAACAGUAAGCAAAUUUAAAGUUGAUGUAAUGUUUAUUUAUGUUGAAAUUAUGUAUAGAAUUGAAUCAAGUAAAUUUAGUGCCUCACUUUUUUAAGUGUAGAGAGAGAAAAAGGGAGAGAGCAAUAGAGACUGAGAGAGCAAACCUAAUGACUGACCUAGCCAAAGACUAAGACUUUAGAGCGAAUAACCACCAAACGUCAGAAUCUUGUGAAGGCCUGGAGCCAUUUUGCACUUUAUCUGCCCCAACCACUCCACUCCUUCAGAUCAUUCUAGAUGAAGGCCUGGGGAAGUCAAUGCGAAUAUAAGAGAUUUACAGAAAGAGAAGGUCCUUGGCUAUUAUCCUCAACUGAUACAGCUUCAAGCUCUGCUUCAGGGUGAUUUGUACAGGGUUACCACAUUUGCCCCAUAUCAGAGGCCAGCUUCCCCUCCUAGUGCCUCAGACAUACUCUCCUCACCCUACUGCCAGUCACGUACAUUGGAAGUCUGAGAUUUAGCUCUGACAAACUGAAGGAUGCGUUUGGCCUUUAACUCAGGACGACUGUAGAAGGUUCAGGCUGGAGAUUUGAAGUCAGGCUACUGGUUGUAUUUUGUGAAUUAGCUGCAGCCUAACAGCCAGAAACAGCCAUUAUGUUAAUUCACACUUUCACAGGGGCCUUAUUCUCAGUCAGUUGUUUACUAGCAAAUACAAUGAAAAAAUGUACUCAGCCACAUGAAUAAAACACAGUACAUCAGCACAAUCAUUGCUGGAUUAUUAUUAGGUAAGCAUACUGUGCUGAUGUGGUGCAUUUUAUUGGUCUGCACAUGAUGUACGUAUUUGCAUACUUAAGCGCAAAUUCAGUGCAUCUCUUUUUCAGUGUAUGAAAAUGACAGUUAUGAGGUAAAUUGCAAAUCUAUGUAAUAGUUAUUAGACUUACUAGGGUCGUGCAUUCCAAAUAACGUUGAUAUCUGAGUAUCAGGAGAUGCUGAAUAGAUAUCAUGAACGGAUAUCUGGUUAACCACAGGGAAGAAAAGCAACAAAAAUGGGAAAAAAUGGACUUUGGCCAAAUUUAUCAUAGGGCUAUACACGUACUUUUUAGAUAUUUUAUUAUUCAAAAAUAGCUGCGGGAAAUCGGCAGGUUUUGCGUCUGAUGAGUAACAGAAGCUGCCUCUUCAAAUAAGCCAGUAAGCUAACACUAAAUUAAUGCAUUCAACACAAGUUCUUUUCUCGCCAGUGGACAAAAUGACAUGUAACUUUGUCAGAGGAAUGUAUUUUCACUCUUCCUGGAGAGAAGCUAGCAAAAAAAGUCGCACCAGAGCCGGCCGUGCUGUCUCUGUCUUCUCAGUGACCUUCAUAACACGUUCUUGGCAAUGCGCUCACGUUCAGAGACGUCAUAGUUUCAUAGUAGCAAAGACGUAUGUAACUUCACUCACAAAACUCAUAUUUUACAGUCAUGCUAAAACGAAAUCCACACUUCCCUGAAUUGUUAGCCAGUAUAUUUUCUCCGUCUCCUCAUGAUGAAACAUAAUGAAUACGUAGAUAAUGAUUUCACUGUUUGAAUACCAGCACCUCGAACAGUUAACCAUAACAGAGUACUCGAGU
Messenger RNA from Colossoma macropomum (tambaqui), 3586 nucleotides. It is a transcript of the gene bicdl1, whose product is annotated as BICD family like cargo adaptor 1. The record is from RefSeq and is a predicted model, not a curated record. The transcript has 11 exons. NCBI's taxonomy places the organism in Eukaryota, Metazoa, Chordata, Actinopteri, Characiformes, Serrasalmidae. Gene Ontology annotation, biological process: vesicle transport along microtubule; Golgi to secretory granule transport. Bases 1 to 1902 code for a protein of 633 amino acids.